GCCGGGUCAUUCUAGAUAUCAUUUCUAUCGCCACUACUAGCGACAGUACAUCUAGCAGGCAUACUCCCCACAAGUCUGAACGAUCCGGCAAUAUGGGUCAAUCUCAAAGUCUAUCCACACAGGUCGAGAUCCAGGCGUCUCCAGAUACUGUCCGAUCGGUCUUCAUGGACUUUUCUCGAUACAACCAAUGGACAAAUUGGACCAUUGUGCCCAUAGACUCAGACAAGCAGCCCGCCGACUUGAAGCCCAACGAUUACCUCAAAGUCGACAUUGGCGGCGGGAUGGCCUUUCAGCCGCUUGUGGUGGAAAACACCUCGGAAACAUUUCAGUGGCUAGGGUCACUACCGGUACUCUUUUCUGGAAAGCACGAAUUUCAUUUUUCGUCCAGCAACGAACACCCGGGAGGAACCAGAGUGGUGCAGCUGGAGAACUUUACAGGUCUAUUGGCUUUUCUCAUGGCACCAGGAUGGAGCAUGCGACAAUCAACGCUGGAAAGAUGGGAUGCGUUCUUCGUCGAUUUGAAGAAGGAAGUCGAGAAUCCUUCAGCAUCGUAGCCGAAGCAUGGUGAGCCUGAAUGGCCAUGAACUGGAAUGUCCUUGUGAAACGACGCCAUAGUCUCUGUCAACGAACUGGAAGACGUGAGAAGAAAUCUUCAUCUGUCG
Molecule: messenger RNA, 662 nt
Organism: Exophiala viscosa
Lineage: Eukaryota; Fungi; Ascomycota; Eurotiomycetes; Chaetothyriales; Herpotrichiellaceae
Exons: 3
Coding region: 93-554 (153 amino acids)
Source: RefSeq, a predicted model, not a curated record